AUGUCGAUGUCUAAGAUACGGAAGACCGAAUCAGCAAUUAUUACUCACGUCCGAAUGAACGCAGAUUUCUUCAAGGACAAUUUGCUGCCCAUGGAGAUGAAAUUCGUGGGACGGAGGUACAGCUUCCAGAUGGAAGGGAGUGGGCUUAAUAUGGCCGGAUACUUCGAAGAUGAUUCUCCAGAUGAGUUGAACGUCUUUUUUUAUAGCGAUCGAAUUGGAAAGUUACUGAAAGAAGACUCCACUGUCGAUUACAAGGGAUUAAUGAAGUUCGAGAUCAACGAGGCCCCGGUAAAAAGACAGAUCAAUGCCCUCGAAAAGCUGCGCUUGGGAGAAAAUGGGGUCACCGGUGGUUUGAUAAUCGAGAAACGGGUGGAAAACUCAGUACAAAAACUCAAUGCUCAUGACCUCUGCGAAAGGACUGCCGUUUAUGCCGGAUUUCACAGCCCGCGCGCAUAG
Molecule: messenger RNA, 456 nt
Organism: Aspergillus niger
Lineage: Eukaryota; Fungi; Ascomycota; Eurotiomycetes; Eurotiales; Aspergillaceae
Exons: 3
Coding region: 1-456 (151 amino acids)
Source: RefSeq, a predicted model, not a curated record